Lasiodiplodia theobromae is the source of this 807-nucleotide messenger RNA. Its product is annotated as Glutathione s-transferase. NCBI's taxonomy places the organism in Eukaryota, Fungi, Ascomycota, Dothideomycetes, Botryosphaeriales, Botryosphaeriaceae. The record is from RefSeq and is a predicted model, not a curated record. Bases 1 to 807 code for a protein of 268 amino acids. The transcript is spliced from 3 exons.
AUGUCUCGUCCAUCUGGCCUCAUCGCAAACAAGGGCAUCGAGCUCCUCACGUUCGGCACGCCCAAUGGACACAAAGCGAGCAUACUCCUGGAGGAGCUGAAGGCGAAGUACGGGCUGGAGUACACGGUGCAGAGCAUCAACAUCAUGGAGAACAUCCAGAAGGAGCCGUGGUUCACCAAGCUUGGACCGAACGGACGCAUCCCUGUGAUUGUGGACCACGACAAUGACAGCUUCCCCGUGCAAGAGGGUGCCGCCAUCCUGGCGUAUCUGACGCGCCACUACGACCCUAAGCACGAAUUCACCUUUGAGGACCCGAAGGAUCUGUCGCGCGCUGAGCAAUGGGUGGCAUGGCAGCACGGCGGCGUCGGCCCCAUGCAAGGCCAAGCCAACCACUUCUACCGCAUGGCGAAAGAGCGCAUCCCCUACCCGACGCAGCGCUACGUGGGCGAGACGGAGCGCCUGUACGGCAUCCUCGACGCGCACCUGGCGGACCGCGACUUCCUGGUCGGGCCGGGCCGCGGCAAGUACAGUAUCGCCGACAUCGCCAACUUCAGCUGGGUCAACGUGUGCUAUUUCGGCGGCAUCGACCUGGAGCAGUUUCCGAACCUGUACAAGUGGUGGGAGCGCGUCGAGGCGCGGCCCGCCGUGCGCGCGGGCACCAACGUGCCGUCCGAGAGCAGGCUGGUCAACCGCGAGUACAAGAAGCGGAUGGAGACGGACGAGGAGUUCAGGCAGGCCGAGGAGAAGCUGGCGGAGAUUGCGAGGCAGGCGAAGGAGCAGUACGGGUACAAAUACAGCUCGCCUUGA